Molecule: messenger RNA, 3471 nt
Organism: Cordyceps militaris CM01
Lineage: Eukaryota; Fungi; Ascomycota; Sordariomycetes; Hypocreales; Cordycipitaceae
Product: cell division control protein Cdc25, putative
Exons: 3
Coding region: 1-3471 (1156 amino acids)
Biological process (GO): positive regulation of GTPase activity; Ras protein signal transduction
Cellular component (GO): plasma membrane
Molecular function (GO): protein binding; guanyl-nucleotide exchange factor activity
Source: RefSeq, a predicted model, not a curated record
AUGGACGGCUCUGUUGGCGCCACGCCGCCUGGCAUAAUGUAUGUCCGUGCCCUGUACGACUACGAAGCCGACGACAGAACUAGCUUGAGUUUCCACGAAGGAGACGUCAUUCAAGUCAUCACCCAGCUUGAAAGUGGCUGGUGGGAUGGUGUCAUCAACGGUGUCCGCGGUUGGUUCCCUAGCAACUACUGUCAGAUCAUUACCGGCCCCGAGGACCUCGUCGACCAGAACCAGAACGGCCGUCUCGACCACGGCGACGAGCAGCGCGAAGAUGCUGACGUCUACGACGAGAGCUUCGAACAACAAGACUAUGAAUCCGAAGGCGACGCGCCUGGUGCCUUGCCGCUCGAGGGGACAGACGUCGGCGACAAGUCGAGAGCCGACUUUUGGAUCCCUCAGGCCACCCCCGACGGCCGACUGUUUUACUACAACAUGAUGACGGGCGAUCGCAGCAUGGAGUUGCCGCUAGAAUCUCCCGGCUCAAUCAAUGAAACUGGGCCCAGAGAUCGCAUGAACGCGUCCAUGCCCGACAAGACGCGACCCCCUGCCGAGAUGAUGGCCAGGGGUCUCAACCAGGAUGAAGACGACGACUCAACAACAUCAGCUUCAGAAGCUGAGGGCGACGGCAUAUUUGCAUCGCGGCGGCCGAACCGUCAACGAAUCCCGUUGAGCGGGGCCCUCGGCGCCCUCUCACCGUCCACCUCCAUGGACUCCAUCAACGGCACUUCGCCAAAUCGGAGAAGAAGAAACGACAGCGCUGCCAAUGGCUUCUCAAAUGGCCCCCUUCAACCGCCGAAUAUCGCCUCUGCCACUUCCUUUACUAGCACAACAUACAACCUGCCCACCACGACAACCGUUCCGCGAUCGUUUUUCGAUGAUGGGUCGACACCCGCGCUCAGCUGGAGUUUGCUGGUCUCCAACAUGAAGCGUGCGAUUGACCGUUACCGAGACGCCAUCACCGCAAACAACCGCUCGGAAUAUGUAGCACGGGCCGAAGACAUUUCAGACCACCUGCGACUGCUGCUCGCUGCUGGCUCCGGCACCACUGACAACCACUCUGGGCAGCCGUCCAUCAUUUCCACAAACAAGGCGCUCUACCCUCACUUCCGCGAUAUGAUGUCCAAGUUCUCCAAGCUCGUCAUCUCGUCGCAUAUUGCCGCUGCAGACUGGCCAAAUGCCGAAUCGGUCCAAAAGUGUCUCCAGGAAGCGGACGGAGUUCUUCUUGGCGUAUUUAGCUACGUCGAGGUAGCGCGACAGCAGCGCGGCGAAGAGAUUCCAAGACUUUUUCCUGGUUUUGUGAUUGGGAGUACUGCGGGUGGAAGCUGGCAAAACAACGGUCUUGGACCUCGCGACCCUAUAACGUCAAAUUUCCUCGAGGACGACGAAGGUGCUGUUGAGCCGACAUCGGCUCUUGAUGGUAGAUUGCUUGAGCGGCUGGAUGAUCUCAAGCGCAUGCUAUUAACAAGCCUGCGCGAGCUCGACAAGACGCUUAUUGCGCCUGAGAACAUCGUCACUCCAUAUCGACACGAGGUCAUCGGCAACAAUAUUUGCCUGGCAGGGGGCAAGGUCAUUGAUACGUUCCGACCCUGGAUUUAUACUGUGGAGUCUGCCGACUUGUCCCCCCUGGGCGACAGCUUCCAGACACCCCAGUUGUCCGAGUUUGGCACUUCUAAGCAAAGUUUGUAUGACAACAUUGCAGACUUGCUAUUAGCCUGCCAGGCUGUCGCUGGUCCCUUGGCCGACGAAUGGUCCGAGAUUCGGGGGGAAGCGCUGGGAAACAGGCUUGAAUAUGUGAAAUCAUGUGCCAGAGCGCUCGAGACUAACUCGGCCCACGUUGGCUACUCGUUACAGCUACUGUCGGAGCAAGUCCAGGCCAACCUGCAGCUCCAACCGCCCAAGAAGCAGGAAUCGCGGUCGCGGGAUCCAAUACCCCCCCCACCGCUGCAGCGUGGCGAGUCCAUGCCAUUUGAGCGUCCACACCAACGAAAUGAGUCCAAGAUCGUGCCUGUUCGACCUGCACUUAUGACGGCCCAAUCUUUCAGCGAGGGCGAGCCGCCGCCUGGUGCCCUACGAAAGGGGGAUUAUUCCAAGGUCAAAAAGAUUUUCGGAGAAGAUCCUUCUCCUCAAGCCAUGCAGGCCGACGACACUCCAGACUUUUUGCGCCUCGACCACGAAAACGAUGUUUCGUGGGAUACAAAGUCUGUUCAGCCCGCCGUCCGGGGCGGCUCUCUACUGGCGCUUGUCGAGCAGCUCACGCGGCACGACAAGCUAGAUUCAUCCUUUAACAACACCUUUCUCCUCACAUACAAAUCUUUUACGUCGGCACGAGAACUGUUUGAGUUAUUAGUCAAGCGAUUCGCCAUUCAGCCACCUGAAGGACUCUCACAACCGGAUUUUGAGACUUGGCGCGACAGAAAGCAGAAACUCAUUCGAUUUCGUGUAGUCAAUAUCCUCAAGAGCUGGUUUGACAGCUUCUGGAUGGAAGAGUACAACGACGAGUCUAAACAAUUGAUCCGAGACGUAUACGACUUUGCUAGAGAUACAGUUAAAUCGACAGAAACUCCAGGUUCGGGGCCGCUGAUGGCUAUGCUCAACCAAAGACUCAAUGGUACAGACGUAAACGCCAGGCGUAUGGUUCAGACCCUGAACCAGAGCACACCGUCACCGAUCAUGCCCAAGAACAUGAAGAAGUUGAAAUUCGCUGACGUCGAUGUGACUGAGUUUGCUCGUCAGUUGACCAUCAUUGAAUCGAGACUUUACGGCAAGAUCAAGGCGACCGAGUGUCUCAACAAAACGUGGCAGAAGAAGGUUGGCGAAGGUGAGCCUGAGCCUGCACCGAACGUCAAAGCACUGAUUCUGCACUCGAAUCAAAUGACCAAUUGGGUGGCCGAAAUGAUUUUGGCGCAAGCGGACGUCAAGAAGCGAGUCACUGUGAUUAAGCACUUUGUCUCCGUCGCCGAUAAAUGCCGGACACUGAACAACUUUUCUACGCUUACGUCAAUCAUCUCAGCGCUCGGCACGGCACCGAUUGCGCGCCUCAAACGAACGUGGGACCAAGUACCGCAGCGCACGCACGCGGUGCUGGAAACGAUGCGCAAGCUGAUGGCGAGCACGAAGAACUUUGGCGAGUACCGCGAGGCGCUGCACGCGGCGAACCCUCCUUGCAUUCCAUUCUUCGGCGUGUACCUGACCGAUUUGACUUUUAUCGAGGAUGGCAUUCCAUCAAUCAUCAAAAAGACGAAUCUGAUCAACUUUGCGAAGCGUGCCAAGACGGCCGAGGUGAUUCGCGACAUUCAGCAGUACCAAAAUGUGGGAUACUCCCUACAGCCAGUACCGGAGCUGCAAGACUACAUCAUCAGCAACAUGCAGGCGGCGGGCGACGUGCACGAAAUGUACGACAAGAGCCUGCAGAUCGAGCCGCGCGAGCGCGAGGAAGAAAAAAUCGUGAGGUUCGUAAGACCACUCAUCUAG